Molecule: messenger RNA, 2404 nt
Organism: Magnolia sinica
Lineage: Eukaryota; Viridiplantae; Streptophyta; Magnoliopsida; Magnoliales; Magnoliaceae
Product: DEAD-box ATP-dependent RNA helicase 20-like
Exons: 10
Coding region: 158-2179 (673 amino acids)
Molecular function (GO): RNA helicase activity; ATP binding; RNA binding
Source: RefSeq, a predicted model, not a curated record
AGGGAAGAGAGUUUCCCGGGCGGUGCGAUUUCGGAGGAGAAACAAACCCUAGACCCUUAACCUUUUUUGCUUCCUCUCUUCUUUCAGCCCAGUCGCAGGUCCUGCUCCUCUCUCUACAAAGGAAAACCUCCCAUUUUCUUCAGCCGCAGCAGUAGCAAUGAUGAACAACCAUUUCGAUGUCAGAUACGCCGAUCCCAAUUCCUACCGAGACCGCAGAAGUGAUCUAAUGGGGCCGCCAGCGCCGAUGCCUUCCUUAGGCGGCUACGGAGCUGGUGUUCCUAACACUGGCCCUGCUUUUGGAGGGCCUCCUGCACCGUUUGUCGCCGGUAGAGGCGUCGGCCCACCUGGACCUGGCCCCAUUGGGGGCGGUGGCGCUCCGCCACAUUUCUCGUCAGGCCCCCCUGGCAGGGGAAUGGACCCAGGCCGCGGCAGCGGUGGAAGGGGUUUCAAUGCCGGGAGAGGCGGCGGCGAUCGCGGAGGAAGAAUGUCGAAUGGUGGACGUGCUGGCCGGAGAGGCGGGUUUGAAGGGGGUCGUGGCGGGAGGGGUUAUUCGGGUGGGCGCGGCGGCGGUGGCGGUGGCGGGGGUAGAGGGUUUGAAGGUGGACGCGGGGGUGGCAGAGGCCGUGACUCGGGUCGGGGUGGUGGGAGAGGCUUUGGUGGGGGCCGGGGCGGGGGUGGUAGGGGUUUUGAUAAGGGGCGUGGUGGCGGCGGCAGAGGCGGUGGUGAUGGUCGGCGGGGAAAAGGAGAGUUGGAUGGCAUUGCUCUCCCGAGGGAGGAUUUUAGCAAUCUGAUCCCUUUUGAGAAGAGCUUCUAUGUGGAGAGCCCUUCUGUGCAGAUGAUGUCAGAACAGGAUGUUAUCCUUUAUCGCCAGGGGCGUGAUAUUAUGGUCGAAGGGCAAGAUAUUCCAAAGCCGAUUCGGUUUUUUCACGAGGCAAACUUUCCAGAUUACUGCCUCCAGGCGAUAGAGAAAUGUGGCUUUGUGGAGCCAACUCCUAUUCAAGCUCAAGGAUGGCCAAUGGCUUUAAAGGGUAGAGAUUUGAUUGGCAUUGCUGAAACCGGUUCUGGAAAAACAUUGGCAUAUCUGCUUCCAGCGUUGGUUCAUAUAAAUGCACAGCCACGCCUGGAACAAGGUGAAGGUCCCAUUGGCCUCGUCUUAGCACCUACCAGGGAACUGGCUGUUCAGAUUCAAGAAGAAGCUGCAAAGUUUGGAUCUCAUUCAAAUGUCAGAAGUACCUGCAUCUAUGGGGGUGCCCCUAAGGGACCACAGAUUCGUGAUCUUCAAAGAGGGGUUGAAAUUGUCAUUGCAACACCUGGUCGACUAAUUGAUAUGCUGGAAGCUCGUCAUACAAACCUGCGGAGAGUAACAUACCUUGUAUUGGAUGAGGCAGAUCGUAUGCUGGAUAUGGGCUUUGAGCCUCAGAUUAGGAAAAUCAUGUUACAAAUUCGGCCUGACCGGCAGACGUUAUAUUGGAGUGCCACAUGGCCAAGAGAGGUGGAGACUUUGGCAAGGCAGUUCUUACAAAAUCCAUACAAGGUGAUCAUUGGAUCCCCGGAUUUGAAAGCCAAUCAGUCUAUAAUCCAAAUUGUUGAAGUUGUGCAAGAGCAUGAAAAGUACCCCAGGCUGAUCAAACUGCUGGGAGAACUGAUGGAUGGGAGCCGGAUGCUUGUAUUCCUAGAGACAAAGAAAGGAUGUGACCAGGUUACCCGGCAAUUGAGGAUGGAUGGAUGGCCGGCUCUAUCCAUCCAUGGUGAUAAAAACCAAGCCGAGAGGGACUGGGUUCUGGCUGAAUUUAAAAGUGGCAGAAGUCCUAUAAUGACUGCCACUGAUGUAGCUGCACGUGGUCUUGAUGUUAAAGAUAUAAAAUGCGUGAUAAAUUAUGACUUCCCAGCGAGCCUCGAGGACUACGUUCAUAGGAUUGGAAGAACCGGACGUGCUGGUGCUAAGGGAACUGCCUUCACCUUUUUCACUCAUGCAAAUGCAAGGUUUGCCAAGGAUCUCAUUAAGAUCCUACAAGGAGCAGGACAGUCUGUGAGUCCGACAUUGUCCACCUUGAGCCGGUCAGGGGGAGGAGGUACUGGUGGGAAUUUCCGUUCAAGGGGACGGGGUUUUGGCAACCGGUCUUCGAUUUCUGGUUCUAAUACUACCCCUCUCGGCGGGGCUAAGAGGCAGCAGUGGUAGUUGAGGUAUGGAUUUUUAGAAGGAACUAAUCUAGACUGGUAUGUAGUUAAAUUUGACUGGCAUGUUCUUACUUUUUGGUUCUAGUGCGGUGUUUUUUCUUUUUCUUUUUUCAUCUUUCAGCUGGUGGGAAAAUGGCUAGUCAUUCUUGUUUUUGGGCUGCCAUGGGACAUGCCUGUUAGUUUCUGUAUUAGUAGUCUUAAAGUAAUUCAGAAAGUGUCUACACCU